Chlorella variabilis is the source of this 2022-nucleotide messenger RNA. RefSeq lists its product as hypothetical. The record is from RefSeq and is a predicted model, not a curated record. The transcript is spliced from 12 exons. Gene Ontology annotation, biological process: double-strand break repair via homologous recombination. NCBI's taxonomy places the organism in Eukaryota, Viridiplantae, Chlorophyta, Trebouxiophyceae, Chlorellales, Chlorellaceae. Gene Ontology annotation, molecular function: single-stranded DNA binding; damaged DNA binding. The coding region runs from base 1 to 2022 and encodes 673 amino acids. Gene Ontology annotation, cellular component: Smc5-Smc6 complex; nucleus; site of double-strand break.
AUGCUUACCCUGCAGCAGGCGCGGGAGGUGUACCUGGGCCGCCAGGUGCAGAAGGAGUUUCCUCCCAUCGACAGCUUUCCAGGCGGUGUGUUUUCAGGGAUUGUAAAGAAGAUCGACUCUGGAGUGCCGGACAGAGAUGGCAUCAAGUGGGACAUGCUCUUCAGCAUACAGUACGAGGAUGGAGACAAGGAGCACUUGACGGAAGAAGAGCUGCAAGAGUGUCUGGUGGACAGGGCCGCGGUGCUGCGGAAGCGGCGCGAGGUGCUGGCAGCGGCAGCGGCGGCGGCGCAUGCCGGCGAGAAUGAUGAGAACGACGAGGCGGUAGCGGCGGCGGCGCAGCACGCGCGGCAGCUCAUGGUUGGUGUGCUGGGUGAUGCCACGGAGCGCCGCAGGAAUGCGGCGGGCCAUGAGCGGCGCAGCAGGCGUGAGGGCAAGCGGCGCAUGGAUGAGGAGUAUCAGUAUGAGGAUCCGCGGGGCUCCAAGCGCCCGGCAGCAGCAGGCGGCAACGACGCCGCCAUCCGCUCGCGCUUUGGCAUCCGGCAGCCCACGCAGGCGGCGGCCACGGCGGCCGCCAACCAAGCCUCGGAGAGCCAGGCGCGUGCUGGGUGCCAGCCGGCUGGGUGCUGCGCAUAUGAUGCGCAGGGCCGGGCUUAUCACGUCACCUUUGUCAGCGGCACCAACGGCAGCGGCAAGAGCGCGGUGCUGCAGGCGCUGCAGUGCUGCCUGGGCUUCAUCAGGACUGGCGCCGACGAGGCCAUCAUCCGCGUGACGGUGUACAACCGCCCCUACAAGGGCCACGACGCCUACCGCCACGCCCUGUUUGGCGACACCAUCACCGUGGAGCGCCGCAUCUCGCGCGUCGGCGCCUCCUCCUCCUACGCCCUCAAGGACAGCGCGGGGCGGGUGCAGGGGCGGAAGCGGGAGGACCUGGACGCCAUGCUGAGCACGCUGGGCCUCAACGCCGCCAACCCGGUGUGCGUGAUGACCCAGGACACCGCACGCAACUUCCUGGCGGGCAGCAGCAACAAGAGCGACCAGGAGAAGUAUGCGCUGUACAUGGAGGCCACCAGCCUGGAGCAGAUCUCGUACAACCUGGAGGUGUCUAAGGCGCAGGUCAGGCAGAUGGACGAGACCGUGGCGCAGAUACGGGAAGAGUACGAUGCCAUGGUGGCGCACCACGGCGAGCUGCAGAAGAGCAUCAAGGCGCUGGAGGGGAUCCAGGGGUGGCGCCAGGAGGUGGAGCAGCUGGAGCAGGUGCUCACGUGGUCGGUCGUGGACGAGCAGGCCGAGGGGGCGGCCAGGGUGCUGGCGGCGCUGGAGGGCAUGCCUGCCCAGCUGGCAGAGCUGGAGGCGGCGGUGGAGGAGCUGCAGCGGGAGCACGCCGCGCUCAAGCAGGCGACAGAGGACAAGUCUGCGUUCCUGACAAACUACAACAACCGCGCCACCGAGCUGGCGGCGGAGGCGGAGGCGCUGAAGCAGCAGGCCAAGGAGGCGCACCGCGCGGCCCGGGCGGCAGAGGCCAAGAUCCAGCGGCUGCGGGAGGGCCUGCAGGAGGCGCAGGCGCACAAGGAGACGCUGGAGACUGCGGUGAAGGAGGUGCAGGACGAUGUGGUGCAGGCCACGCAGGCAGCUGUGGCGCAGUACCAGCAGCAGCUGGGCGCGGCGCAGGCGGCGGACGACGCGUGCCGCGAGGAGGUGGCGGGCGUGGACGGUGAGUACCAGCGCCUCGCCGCCGCCACCAAGGCCGCCCACGAGCGCAAGGAGGCCGUCAGCAGCCAGUGCUAUGCGGCGGCCAGCCACGUGCAGGCGCUGCAGCAGCAGGUGCAGCAGAUCCGGGAGGCGGGGCGCAGCAAGGCGGCCGCGUUUGGCGGGCGGCCCGCGGCCAGCCUGGCUGCCGCCAUCCAGCGCUCCAAGGCUCAGUUCAGCCGCCUGCCCAUCGGCCCGGUGGGGCAGUACCUCUCUCUGGAGGACCCCAGGCGAGGCGGGCAGGCGGGGGUUUGCUUGUGGCUUGGGGCUGCAUAG